Molecule: messenger RNA, 6049 nt
Organism: Brassica napus (rape)
Lineage: Eukaryota; Viridiplantae; Streptophyta; Magnoliopsida; Brassicales; Brassicaceae
Exons: 6
Coding region: 966-2909 (647 amino acids)
Source: RefSeq, a predicted model, not a curated record
UACAAGAAAUAUGGCUAUUGGUAGCAGUUCACGGUAGCACGAAUUCUCAAACUGCUACCAAAAAUGGUGUAAUCCGAUACCCAUCUUUUUCAUAGCGUUAGUUCCUCGCUAGCGAUAAAUUUAAUCCAGGAAAAAAUUAACAAAAAAUACAGUAAAACAGAGUAAAGUGUUGUCGCGAUGCAAAAGACUUGGGUUUAGUUUUAACCUUUUCCGCCUCUCCUUCACUCUUCACAUAGAAACCAUCGAAGAAAAAAAAUGAUUGGGAAGCCCAAUCUCUCCGAUUUUUGAUCGAUCUUCGUGUCUGAACGGUGUUGUUUUCGCCAGCGGUCAGAUUCCCGGUGAACCCAUAUUCGAUUUUGUCUGUAAUUCCUUUGAUUUAUCUGAUUUCUCAGAUGAAUUCCUUUGAUUUGUUUCAGCUUUUACAAUUUCGAGUUCACCGAAGAUUAGGAGGAGAGAAGUCAGGUUACAGAAUCACGAGAAGUCAGGUGGUAAUCAAUUCCGUUUUGCAUUUGAUAUCGUCAUGGGCGAACACGAUUGUUCCUUUCUCGACUGAAGCUUUGAGUGUUCCUUUCUCUUCUCUUUUGCUUUGCAGGUUUUAGGUUUUGAUUGUUCCUUUCUCGAGUGAAGCUAGUGGAGUUGAAAUCCGAAGGAUCUUAUUGAGCAGGUGAUUCUUUUUCAGCCAAAUAGAAGUCGUUUCUUGUUGAUCAUUUUGAAUGACUGAAGAGGAUGUAUCUGAUUGAAUCGUUGAUUGUUUAUGUGUUCCUCUGUGAAUGUCAUUGUGUCUGUUUGGUGUAUGUUUGACAUAAUCUUAUGGCUUUGUUUGAUUUUGUUGGUCUAUCGGUUAGAAACUUAGAACAUAAAAUGGUCGAAAAGUCAUGGGUUCAUCUAAACAGGUAAGGAAAAACAAUAUAUAUUAUAGGAACUGAAUUUUUGUGUGUGAUUAAGAGUGUUGAAAUUAUGCUUUCAUGUGUCUAAACCGAAGAGCUGAUCCUGGUUAUGAGAGUGGUGCGUGGGAAUUUGUGAGGUGUGUUGGUGCAGAUUUGCGAGAGUCUGAGUUGAUCAUUUGCCCAUGUAUUGAUUGUCGCAACGUAGCUCGUCACUCAGCCAGUGUUAUUGUGGAUCAUCUAGUAACAAGAGGAAUGGAUUUGAGUUACAAGAUGAGGGAGGAUUGGUAUCACCAUGGAGAAGUAAUGUCAGGGACUGACAGUAGAAGCAAUGGAAGUGAGAAGAGGAAUGAGAUUUUAGGGUUAUACCAAGCAGCUGCCUUUGUUGAUGAAGAGUUUCUUAGGCAUGGUGACUUAAGUGAGGUUGCUGAAGGUGAAGAUAAGGCAGAAGAUGAGUUUCUUGCUAAGCUAGCCGAUGCAGAAACACCUCUGUAUCCAAGUUGUGCUAACCACAGCAAGCUCUCUGCAAUUGUUUCACUCUUUAGGAUAAAGACACAGAGUGGUUGGUCUGAUAGAAGCUUCGAUCUGCUGCUUGAGACUUUGCCACAGAUGCUACCCGAGGAUAAUGUCUUGCACACGUCCUUGUACGAAGUGAAGAGGUUUUUGAGAUCUUUUGAUAUGGGUUAUGAGAAGAUACACGCCUGUGUGAAUGACUGCUGUCUAUUCAGAAAGGAGUUUGAGAAGCUAGACAAAUGUCCGAAAUGCAAUGCUUCAAGAUGGAAGAUUAACUUGCGCACAGGUGAUGUGAAGAAAGGUAUUCCACAGAAAGUUCUAAGGUAUUUUCCCAUAAUCCCACGGCUGAAGAGGAUGUUCAGGUCAGAGGACAUGUCAAAGGACUUGAGGUGGCAUUUUACUAAUAAGAGCACUGAUGGAAAAAGCAGACAUCCGGUUGAUUCUGUUACUUGGAAUCAAAUGAAUGACAGAUACCCUUCAUUUGCCGCUGAAGAAAGAAAUCUUCGGCUUGGGCUGUCCACAGAUGGGUUCAAUCCUUUCAACAUGAAGAAUGUGAACUACAGCUGUUGGCCUGUUUUGCUUGUCAUUUACAACAUGUCACCUGAAAAGUGUAUGAAGGAGGAGAACAUCAUGUUGUCGUUGCUGAUUCCUGGUCCAAGCCAACCUGGUAACAAUAUUGAUGUGUACUUAGAACCGCUUAUAGAGGAUCUAAACCACCUGUGGGAAAAAGGAGAGUCAACGUAUGAUGCAGUCAACCACACCACUUUCACAUUAAGAGCUAUGCUUCUCUGGACUAUUCAGGAUUUUCCAGCAUAUGGGAAUCUUGCAGGCUGCAAAGUAAAGGGCAAAAUGGGUUGUCCUGUGUGUGGAAAAAACACAGACAGUAUGUGGUUGAGUAACUGCAGGAAGCACGUUUAUAUGUCCCAUCGGAAAGGUCUUCCUCCCACACAUCCUUAUAGAGGAAAGAAAGCAUGGUUUGAUGGGAAAGCAGAGCAUGGGAAAAAGGGUAGAAUUCUGAGUGGUCAUAACAUAAGCCAUAUACUUAGAAAUUACAAGAAUGAUUUUGGAAAUGUGAAAGUAAUUGGUAGGAAGAGGAAGAUUAAUGAGACGGUUGGAUCAGACUCCAAUACGGAUGAUGAAUCCAGUGAUUCAGAGGAAGAGGAAGAAGCAGUUGAUGAGGAAGAGCUAUCUAGAUGGAAGAAGCGGUCAAUCUUUUUCAAGUUGCCUUAUUGGGAAGAUCUACCAGUUAGACACAACUUAGACGUUAUGCAUGUGGAAAGAAAUGUUGCUGCAAGCCUUAUAGCUACAUUGUUGCAUUGUGGAAAAUCAAAAGACGGUCUUAACGCGAGAAAAGAUCUGGAACUGCUGGGUAUUAGGAAGGAUUUACAUCCUCAACCCCGUGGGAAAAGAACAUACCUUCCUCCCGCUCCUUGGUCUCUGUCCAGCAAAGAGAAGAAAGUAUUCUGCAAGCGGCUAUCGGACUUCAGAGGUCCGGAUGGUAAAGUCAAGUGAAGAUCCAUCAAAAGUGUCGAGGCUCCGAGUUUGGGUGAAAUCACGAACAAAGAAGGAUGGUACUCCUGUCAAUGUUAAUGCAGCUGAAAAGAUUAGAAAGGCAUCAGAGAUCGAACUUGAGGGUCAUGCCGAUUCAACGACAACAAAUCCAAAGAACGAUAUGCUAUCUCAGAUACUGGGACCUGAUCAACCUGGACGGUUGCGAGCGAUGGGCAGAGGCAUUAGCAUGACCAAAUUGAAUUGUUUACAGGUUAAGGACAACUAUAUCGCUGCAAUGGAACAAAAACAGGUCUCUCUGCAGGAACAGGUUAAUGAUUUACAGAAGGCCCUUCGCCGAAUGAAUAAUCAGGGUCCUGCAACUGAUGUCAGUGAAAACUCCUAUAACAAGGUAUGAAUUUAAUUAAUCUGGCUUACUCUGUCUAUAAAAUUGUAUAGUUGCAUUUCAUUGACAUUGCUUGUACUUCAUGUAGAGUGUAAAUAAUACCAGAUCACUUCCCAAGUGUUAUCUGGUUGACUGGGCUUCUGUCGAUGAGAAAGUUGCUGAGGGACGGGUCGUUUCAGCUGAAGCUGAUGAGUUAGUUAAUGGGGUUCCUUUAGGGCCUCACGCUGUGAAGGUUUUGGUUGAAACUGCAAUAAAAGCAGACACUUUUUUAUGGCGACCUGCACAUAAUAUGUUUACUAUGGAGGAUGCAGUUGGCGAAAUGAUUGCAUGGCAUUCUGAUCAGUGUAUUGUUGCAACAGCAGGUCUCAUUCCAGAAGACAAUGCUCCUACAGUUAAGUUUCUUCUCUCUCUGUUCCUAAGUAUGAUUUUCCUCUAUACCUGAGUAUGAUUCUGAGUCAUUUUUGUUCGAUGUCUUUGUUGUGUUUGGCAGAGCCCUUUCACAAGUUCAGUUAACAAAUGCAAGCUCAUGGACUAUAUACAGAAGGAGGAAGUGGUUGCUUUAGGCCGAUGGCAGACUAAAGAACCAAAAUCAUUGGUGAAUGGACUUCCUCUUGGUCCUAAUGCAGUAAAAGUGUUUGUCGAUGAGGUACUAAACCCAACGGCAUUCAUAUGGAGGCCUACUGUAGGAAAGACAAAUAUGGAGGAUUUUCUGAACUGUUAUGUAGCAUGGCCUGCAAAUUGCGUUGUGUUUGAGCCGGAUAUAACAGAUUCUCCACGUCGUCAACAAUCAGAUUCUAAAGCAGUGAGUUCAUCUUCUAAGAAUCAGAAGUCUCCAUUAACUCCACCAGCUCCUAAGAAACCAUUUACUCCUGCAUCUCCUCUUCGCAGAUCUGAGCGUAACAAAUUCAAGCCAAAUCAAAAAAUCCAGCUGCUGGAUCUGUCUGGAAACAAGGUGAUCGUCGCUGAAGGACGUUGGUCUUCGAGUAAUCCUGAGCAUCUUGUCCACUUUCAGCCUUUGGGGCUUGGUGCUUGUAGAGUCUUUGUGGAUGUUGUGAAGGUGAAAGAUGCAUCUGUGUGGAGGACUUCAUCUGAUAUUGAGUAUAUGGAAGAUGCACUUGGAAGCACUCUUGCUUGGCCAGAGGAUAAAAUUAUAACGGUGAGAGUUUUGUUUAUUUUUUUGUUCUUUCUCACUUGGAAGCACUCUUGCAUAAAUGUGAACCGAAGGUUAUGUCUUACUUUUCAGGUUUGACAAAAGAGCAGAAGGAACCAUGCAACUAUUUAAGUUCUUGUUGACAUAAAUGACUUGGUGUUUGCUGUUUCAGAACAUGGCUUUUGUUUUUCAAUUACUCGGUGUUUCUCUUUUUUUCAUGUGUCAGAUGGAUUGAAAUGUUUGUAUGGUUUGAAUGAUUUACUUAAGUUAAGACUUUAUGUUAUUGUGUUUGAUCCAUUUUAUCAUUUCAGUUUUACAAAGGCCCAAUAAGAUAAAUGUCCAUAUCUAGUUUACAAAGAACAAAUCACUAUUCUCGGUUUAGGGCAAGGAUAGGGGUUAGGAUUCUCAUGUUUUUGUUAGUGAUUAGGUUUAGAGAUUUCUUUUAAGGUUUAUUCUAAUCAUAGUUUUGAGGUCGUUUUAAAGAAACUAUAACACACAUUAAGACAAAAUUAUAUGUUAAUCACAAAAUACAUGAUGUAGUUCCCUUUCCACAUUAUCUUUCUUGUGAAAGGGUUAGCAUAUGUAGUGUUUAGUUUGAGGGUUAGGGUAUAUUGGUGUAGUUAAAGUGUUUAGUGGUUUAUAUAUUUAGAAAUUGAUGUCUAAAGUUAGAUUUAUAUUUUAGAAUCAUGAUUAUAUUUUUUACAAAUUUUAGAUAAUUUUAAAAAUAUUUAUAAAUAACCAGAAACAUAAUUUCUCUUCUUUUUUUAAUAGCCAUCGAUUGAUAUCUCAGAUCAAAGGCCCAUAAUCCACCAUCCAUCAGCUAUCCUCGUUCUCUCUUCCUAUUGGUUGAUUAUUUUAAGGCAAGGAUCAUAAUCUUGUCCGUUCGUAAAUGUUAAUCUAACGGUUCAGAAUUGUUUUUUCUUUUAUCUCCUUCCUUCUCUCUCAGAACGUACGCCCACCGCAAACUAGGUUAGAGAGUUAUCUCAAACCACCACAAAUCUCUUUGUGACACCACGAGCCCACCUCGACCCACCACUAAUCACUGUCUACCCAUCACGAUUCCAUCUCAAACAACCAUGAUUCUCUCUUAAGCGACCACGAUUUCUCUCUCUGGGUUUCCAUCGAACUCAUCCAUAUCAAAAGAUCCUUAUAGAUUCGAACCCUCACAGAUCUGGGUUGGGAACUUCUUCAAAGUCUAGAAACUAUAAUGGAAGGAAGGAAGAGCAUCGUAUGUGCACUGCCGGCAUCUGGAGUGAGACCACAACUACUCCAAAAACAAAAACCACAACAAGAAGCACUCAACAGAGAACAAGAACGAGGACAGUCCUCGGGAGGAAAUGAUGUGGAGGAGAUAACCAGAACAGAGUUCAGAACCUCUCUUGGCUACUUGACACGCAUUGAGGAACCUGAAGAAGACAUCGACCCAAUGUUCAGAAACUCAUCUCUUUUCAGACGCCCACCACAAGCACAAGGACAGUCCUCGCGAACCAAGUCUGGCCGUCAUUACUAAUUGUUGUUUAUGUAUGUUGUUUAUGUCUGUUGUUUAUGUAUGUGUUUUUUUGCUAUAUGAUGAAUCAAUUGUCAGCACAUUAUAGUGCUUUUUGCAUA